AUGCCUUUCGUAGAUCCUCGCGAGGUGCUGUUGCGGCGUGGCAUCCCUGUGCCCGCUGCCGCCUCCUUCCACGUCCCCGGCCUACCGGAUCUACAUGCGGAGUCCUCCUCGUCUUCGAACGCGCUCUCACAUCCGCUGCAAAUGUCGGCAGGCUAUCUACCAGCUCGACCAGCAGCAGCCAACGGCGAGCCUAAGGACAAUGCACAUCUCUUUUUCCUCUUGCUUCGAGCACGCCACGUCCCAGCAAAGCGCAAACUCAUCGUCUGGUUUAACGGAGGCCCCGGCUGCUCUUCCUUCGAUGGCGCCAUGAUGGAAGUCGGUGCCUGGAGGAUGGACGGCAAGGGUGGUCUCGUAUGGGUCAAGGACGGUGCCAGCUGGAACGAAUAUGCCGACAUCCUUUUCCUCGAUCAACCGGUGGGCACCGGUUUCAGCUACGUCAACACCAACUCGUACACCACGUCCUUACCACAAGCCGCCGACGAAGUGCUUCAUUUCCUCGAACAAUUUGUUCAGGUGUUUCCCGAGUACUCGCGCGAGGUUGAGCUUCAGUACGGAAACCAAGGCAGCGGAGUCGAUGUGUUUUUGGCCGGAGAGAGCUUUGCGGGACAGUACAUUCCUUACACCGCCAAAGCCAUCGUCCAGGCCUCCAAACCACCAGUGUCGCUCAAGGGCAUUGCUAUCGGAAACGGCUUCAUCGACCCCAAGAGUCAGUACGGCUCCGAGCUUGAGAUCAUGGUGGAGAAAAACAUUUGGACCACCUCAUCCGACGAGUACAAACGCGUUGCCAAGAUCGUCGAGGAAUGUCACAAGGAUCUCGACAAGGGUGGUCUGCGCGAGAUUGGUAGGUGCGAUGAGAUCCUUCAGACCAUCAUUGCGAGCACGACGGCCAAACAGCCAGGAUCAUCAGGUUACACUUGCAUCAAUGUGUACGAUGUACGUCUCAGCGACUCUUCUCCUGCCUGCGGUAUGAACUGGCCAACAACGCUCUCGGCCAUGUACGACUACCUUCGCCGCCCGGACGUGCGCAAGGCGCUGCACGUCGACGAGAACCACAAACCCGAGGCAUGGGUCGAAUGCAAUUCCAAUGUGGGCUGGGCCAUGCGAACAGAUACCACCUCGCCGCCAUCAGUGCAGCUGCUGCCGGAUCUGCUCGCGAGUGGAGUCAAAGUGUUACUGUUUGCAGGCGAAGAGGACCUUAUCUGCAAUGCCAUCGGUGUGCGACGCGCAGCGGACAACCUCGAGUGGAAUGGCAGCAAAGGGUUUGGCGAUGACCAUCCUGCCAAAGAUUGGUACGUAAAUGGAAGUCUAGCUGGUUCGUGGCGCACAGCCAGGAAUUUGACCUAUGUUGGCAUCAAGGGUGGAAGCCACAUGGUUGGCGUGGACAAGCCGAUCGAGAGCCAUGACAUGAUGGUCCGCUUCAUGGGCAUCGACUACAUGAAGGUGGCUGGACCAAACGCCCUCAUCCCUUCACGUGUCGGCGACGAACCGGAUCGCAUCCUCGUCACCGGAGGUGGUGGUGGCGUGGCAGAGAUCGGCAAAGACGGUUCUCGUGUCAUUCCUGGUUCGGGCAAGACGGAAGAGCAGGUCGCAGAGGAAGCAAGAUGGAGGGCCUAUUAUGACGCUGGUUCUUUUGCGCUCAUGAUUCUGGUGAUUGCUGUCGGCGUGGGCACCUGGUUGUUGCUGCGUUCGCGCAAGAGACGCCGCAUGGACCGAAACCGUAUUGGUAGGGGCGGAGCACUGCGUUUGGCGACUACGACCGAAUUCGGAGGCGCUUCCGCUGAUUCGACACCAGCAGGAAAUGGCGACAACCACGAACUCGAACGCCUCGUAGGAGGCAAGCACACCGAAGAGGACGACGACGUCGAAGAGGCGGUAUUUGAUGUUGGGGAUGAGGAUCUCAGUGAUAGCGAUGGCGAAAACAAGAAUCCACGGGCUGGCGCACAGCGCUGA
Sporisorium graminicola is the source of this 1950-nucleotide messenger RNA. RefSeq lists its product as uncharacterized. The transcript has a single exon. Gene Ontology annotation, cellular component: trans-Golgi network. The record is from RefSeq and is a predicted model, not a curated record. The coding region runs from base 1 to 1950 and encodes 649 amino acids. Gene Ontology annotation, biological process: proteolysis; apoptotic process. Gene Ontology annotation, molecular function: serine-type carboxypeptidase activity. NCBI's taxonomy places the organism in Eukaryota, Fungi, Basidiomycota, Ustilaginomycetes, Ustilaginales, Ustilaginaceae.